Messenger RNA from Taeniopygia guttata (zebra finch), 3028 nucleotides. Lineage: Eukaryota; Metazoa; Chordata; Aves; Passeriformes; Estrildidae. The record is from RefSeq and is a predicted model, not a curated record.
CCAGGAGUGAUGGGUUCAGGUUCUGUCUGGGCAAAGAGGUAGGAGUGUGGAAAAAGGACACAAAAAUGACACGGCUGUUCCACAUACGGCAAAAAAACUGGCACAGUACCAAGCACAAAUCAACAACAUGGAAACAGGCCUGAGUGUAGGUUCCUGGGGGACUUGGUAAGUCUGGAUAAAACAAGUAAGUGAGAAGACUUAGUUGCCCUGAUAUUUAGCAUUUCAGACAUUAAAGGCUUCUACAGCCUGCAGAUAUUUUCAAAAAUUAUUCUUUCCAUGCUGGUAGAUGGGAAACAGUUUCUGCCUGCUAGAGAGAUGGUCAAGGUGAGCCAAGUGGGCCCUUUGUUAGGGGCAGCAAGGACAGACUGGAAAGAGAGGAAGCAGGAAGAUGAGUCACAGCAGGGCAGGCGGGGGCAGUGGCCUCACCAGCAGAGGAGCAGUCCUGAAGUACCUAAGCACAAAGAACAGGUCAGGAUGAGGAUUGGAUAGCAGAAUACGUGGCCAGACAAGGACAUGGCUGUGCUAGCUCAGGCAGGGUCCAAGGGUGACACUUAGCUAUGAUAAGGUCAAUGUUGCUGAGGUUUCUCAAAGCCAAACACCGCUAUUACUUAAACUGGACCUGAGUCCAGCCAAUCCCCUAGGAGGUGAAGAAUAUGUUCAGGGCCCUGACAUUGUUCUAUCAGGCCUGCUUGUAGCCAUCUUGCACAGCAUGCUUGCUCCACGUUUCUCUGCCAGACAGCAAAGCUGUGUAUAUGGUUGUGUUGGAAGUACAAUACAAGUCUUGUGGCCUGGGUAAAGAUAAGAAGUCUUAACCUUUUAAGUCAGCUAUUUGAAUUGUCAAGCAUUCUAAUAUCUGUAGUGCCUGGAGGAAAAAAAAAAGACAUUUUUUUCAGCUCUAGGACCAAAGCUUUUACCUUAUUUUCAUAAAUAGGAUGGGUAUGUUGUAUAGGUCCUGGCAGGGAGAAGAUGUAGCAUUUUACCCAUAAGCUAUGUUGGAGCUUCUCAGACCUUUCAGUAGGUACUUGCAGCAGAAACAGUUGAAAAGCCUAAAAGGGUCUUUCUCCAGGAGAAUUUUCAGAUUCUCCUAAGGGAAGGGCUGGGAUAUUUCUGUUUGUGCAUAAAGAAGUACAGAAGACUGGGAAACAGGUCAUGAGGGAGAGCUUAGUCAUGUGUGGAAAUCUUCCCAGGCCUCAUGCCUUUCCUCACAGCAAGACCUAGAAUGUACAGCCUGGUGAGUCCUGUGCAAGUUUUCCCUUUCUUCCAAUUGGGAGACAGAUUGUAGCACUAGAAAGAAUCAGGAAACAAGUGUCAAAAGGAAGAUCCCAGUUUUGUCUGGUUUUUGGUUGUCAAUUCUUCUGUGGAAGCUGUAGUUGAGGUGGGAUAUAUGUAUUUCCCUGCCCCAUCUCCCAUUAAUUAUGUUCUAUGUUCUGUGACUUGCUAUGCAGCAACUGUUCUUACCACAGCCACACAAUAUGGAUUGUAGACACAAACCUGCCAGAUUUCACAAAGCCUUGAUGCUAUGUUUGGACUCCUGAAGAAAUGGAGAAGAAUGGCUGUAUGUUGGAGGAAAUCAAACAAAAACCAAACAGGAAACCGAAACCCCCAAAUUCUUCCUGAGCUUUGAUAAUGAGGGCUGAUUUCCUGGGCUAAGAAACUGAAGAUCUCUUUGGGGCAUUUCUGAGCUCCCAGGAAUUCUUGGGUUAUCACCAGUGCUUCCAGUGUUCAGCACAGCCUUCAUUGAUGGGAAGAGGGUGAAUGAACGGAUGGGAAAGGCUCAGUGACCUAUUUGUGCCCUCCUCUGGAAAAAAGGAGCUAAAAGGACCAUCUUUUAUGUGGCAAAACUAAGGACAGGGUCACACUGUGAUUAAAUGGCAUCAGAAAUCACCUAUGCUGAGGUGAAGUUCAAAAAUGAAUCGCCGACUCCAGUGGUCAAAGGACUUCCUGAGAAAAAGAAGCCUGAGCAACAUCCCCAGAAGUACCCACUCUGGCUGCCAUGGUUGAUCUCACUGCUGCUUCUCUUGGUGUGCAUUGCCCUUGUUGUUGUCCUCCUUGUGGUGGUUCCCUUCAGCCACAGCAGUGACCAGCCCUCAGCCCUGCAGCAGCAGUUCUCAAAGUGGGAGUGCGACUCAGCGGUGCCACAAGGCACAGAGCGAGGCUGGACGUGCUGCCCAAAGGGCUGGAGAAGGUUUCAAAGAAGCUGCUAUUUCCUGUCCCUUGAUAGGAUGAAUUGUGCUGAGAGUGCACAGAACUGCACUGGGAUGGGCUCCCACCUGGUGGUGAUCACCAGCAAGGCAGAGCAGGAAUUCCUCUACAAGCAGAAAACUCCAUCCACAAAAAGAGAUAAUAUCUACAUUGGUCUUUUAAAGGACACAGUGGGCCAGUGGCAAUGGGCGGACAAGACUCCAUACAACGGGACACCCACGUUCUGGCGACAAGGAGAACCAAGUCCAGGCCAUGAGAACUGCACAGUAAUGCAUGUGCCUGAAGGAAAUCUGAAUAACUGGAAUAACGUCAAUCCAGAUACGAUGCAUCAUCGAAUUUGUGAAAUUGCAGCAGUAAUUGUGUGAUGGAAAUAUCCCCGUCCUGAGUAAAGCUGGGAGCUGAGCAGGCAGCUGGGAACAGCAUUGGCUGUGCUGGGAACAGUGGGGAGGUCUGACACAUCUUCACUGUGUGGGGUGGGACCAUGUGUGUGGAAGUGCAAUGAGCUUUGUCCAGCAUCCCCAGUGCACGUGGUGGCUCAAGGAACACAGGGAGGCUCAGGUUCUUCAAAGCAGGUUUUGUGUUCUUGUGUCUUCUUCUCUCUGAGUGGCUCCAGGAGCUUGUGGCAGAAAAGAGAUGGACUUCUCCAGGAGAAAGGCACAGGAGUGGAAGUCAGAUAUCCAGAGAUUCAAUGUCCUUUGUCUCCUUGAGCAGAGCUGUUUACUUUUUGUUGAGUCACAUGCAAAAUGUCCUCUAGCUGUACUGGUUUUGCUGAACAAAUUCUGAAAACUUAGACCUGAGAAAAUACAAUAUCACAGCAAUGAAGAAA